AUGUCCAACGAUUUCAACAAGAAGAUGAAGGGUCUGAAAGACCAUAAGAAGGUACAGAAGGCGAAGCAAACUGCUAAACGCGUUGCUGCUGCUGAGAAGAACAAGCCGAAGAAAGCCACGGAAGUUAUCUUGGAUGUGUCUUCAACCCAGAUCUUCGACAUCCAUGCACACCGUAAAGCCCUCGAGUCUGCGCUCUACAACAACAUGGAGACUCCCAACCAGAUGCUGGCACGUCUGAAUUUUGCGGCUCCUGCCGAUGCUGAGUUCCAUCAGGACAUCGGAGUUGAAGAUGAUAUCGCUGGUCUAGAGGAUCUAGAUGGUCUCGACAUUGAUGACUCGUCAUCGCGUAUCAAGUGCCUUGACGAUAACGGCUUUGAGAUUAUCUUGGACGUUCUGGCUGUACGAACACUCACUGAGAACGAAAUCUGCUCCACCCCAAUCACACCCAAGACAUGCACGGUGGAGACGAAAGAGAAGGAAGUUACAAUCGACCAACUCUUCACUAUGGUCUCUAGCACUGGUGCCAAGAAGGUGGGCACAUCUCACCCAACCAGCUCACGCACUCUUGAGUCAAUCGAGACGCAACAAGCAGUUCAGUGCUUUCGUCACGGGCAUACCAUCUCCAUCGAGCAGCUCUUCUCCGUUGCAUCUAGCACCAAUAGCAAGGUUAUUCACAACCUGAGCUCCAACAGCUCAUUGAAUCCGAAGGCCAACACGUUCGUUCCUUUCGUUACUCUUCCCAACGGUGAUCCUGCCAUCAUUAGCAUGAAGGUAAAAGAGCGCAGAGACAAUGUCAAGGAAUCGGAGAACAAUGUCACCCGCGAUAUAAACUCGCUAUCGGUGUACACCACAUCGGAUACAUCUUCCAACAAGCUGAAGCGUAUGCUGGGCAUCGAGUCUUCCGGCAACUCGGCUUCUAGUAGCGCGAAGCAUAGUCGAGCUUCCUCCUAUUUCGAAGACCGAGUGUGCACGCCACUCACACAUCACUCUACUUCGCCAGUACGAGUUGGUAGUGGUUAUAUUUUCCCUGGCAUCCACUGGUCCUGCCCAGAUGCCGACCUUAUGCGAAAGCUUGCCAAUCAUAUGGGCUUGGGCAUCAAUAUGCUUGCAGCGUAA
This is a messenger RNA of Cucurbitaria berberidis CBS 394.84, 1116 nucleotides long. RefSeq lists its product as uncharacterized. The transcript has a single exon. NCBI's taxonomy places the organism in Eukaryota, Fungi, Ascomycota, Dothideomycetes, Pleosporales, Cucurbitariaceae. The record is from RefSeq and is a predicted model, not a curated record. Bases 1 to 1116 code for a protein of 371 amino acids.